Molecule: messenger RNA, 1397 nt
Organism: Ziziphus jujuba (common jujube)
Lineage: Eukaryota; Viridiplantae; Streptophyta; Magnoliopsida; Rosales; Rhamnaceae
Exons: 3
Coding region: 350-1150 (266 amino acids)
Source: RefSeq, a predicted model, not a curated record
UGUAUUAAUUUAAGGUACAAAAAAACGAGAGAAAGAGAGAAAAAAAAAAAAUAUAUAUAUAUAUAUAUAUAUACGUGUCAAUCAUAUGAUACAGUGACUUUAUCUUUAAUUAGCAGAAUACCUUUCCGGCAAAGUCUUUUACAACCAUCCACCGUCGUUUUUUGUUAAUACUUAAACGCAAAAUGGCUCAAAACCGGACGAAUCUUUUACCCUUUAAGCAACCUUUGCUCCAAGUGAUUCUAUAAUUCAUUCCCUCUCUCUUUUGUCACUCAACUUUAAACCCAUAUUAUACUUCUUUUUCUUCUAUUCUUUUAGUCCGCAUGAAUUCUAGCAUUUUUGGAAUUCAGAAAUGCCAAAAACAAUGGCAGUCACACAUGCUGAUCUUGAGCCAAAACGUUCAAGCACCAAUUUGGGUAGCAAAAUUGGUGCUUUUCUCAUUGUCUUGACCAUUCUCUGUGGUCUGUUUUGCUUCAUUCUCUGCCUAAUAGCAGAAGCCACUCGUUCUGAGUUGACAUGGGUUGGAGCUAGUGAUCAUAAAGGGAAUGGAAGAAAAUCUGAGUGUGUAUACAGUGGAAGCGGGAAGACACCGCUAUUGUGUGCUGCAAGUGCAUUCAUGGGACUAGCAAUUGUCAUGGUGGUGGAACAUACUUACAUGUUGAUUGCAGUUAGUAAAUCUCCUCCUUCAGCUUUGCUUUCAUGGGACCCUGAUUCUGCUUCUGCAAGAUCUUUGGCAUUUCAAGCUGGUUUUUUCUUUGUUUCAACUUGGAUUUGUUUCUCUGUUGGGGAAAUUUUAUUGUUGAUUGGACUGAGCGUGGAGUCGGGGCAUCUGAAGAAUUGGUCUAGACCAAGACAAAGUUGCCUAAUUAUCAGAGAAGGUUUAUUCUCUGCAGCUGGGGUGUUUGCUUUGGCUUCGGUUUUCCUUGCUGCUGGAUUAUACUUGACAACAUUGCGUGCAGAGAAACUGUCCCAAGACCAAGAAAAUGUGAGGAGAGAGGUUCUCGAAGCUUCUGCCCUCUAUGCAUCUCCACCAACAUCACCGAUUAUCACUACCAUGGCUAGAGAGAACCCUUUGUUCAGAGAGAAUAAUCAGAUUGAGAACCCUUCUUUUGUGUUUCCAUUGGCUUAUAGCAAAGACCCAAAUUUAGUUUAAACUGAAAAAAAUAAAAUAAAAACAAAAAAUUUAUUCUGUCUCUGGCUAAGCUAGAGCCAGAAUUGGGUCUGUUUUAUGCAAGCAAGAUGGAGGGGGGGAAGUUUAUAUCUAUAUCUAUAUAUAUAUACAUAUAUGUAUAAACAGGAAAGUGUAAUUCUUUAAUUUUGUACAUAAUUUUUUUGUUCUUGUAAUUCAAGGGUGGUUUGAUUCAUUCAAAUGAUAAUCUUUCACCAUUCAAAGCCUUUUG